Messenger RNA from Parasteatoda tepidariorum (common house spider), 3441 nucleotides. It is a transcript of the gene Pex23, whose product is annotated as tectonin beta-propeller repeat-containing peroxin 23. Lineage: Eukaryota; Metazoa; Arthropoda; Arachnida; Araneae; Theridiidae. Gene Ontology annotation, cellular component: membrane. The record is from RefSeq and is a predicted model, not a curated record.
AACUGUAAUUGUAAUAUUUCUGUUUGUUUUGAUUUUUAAAGGUGUCUGCUUCUGGUUGAUAGGUGAUGUAGGGUCAUCGAACUAGAAUGUCUUAUUUGUGGGCUGUGAAUAGUUUAGGAAAAGUUUAUACUCUUUCAACUGCUGAAGACGCAUGGGUUGAAGUGAGUGGAUUGGAAAUAAAGAGGAUAUCAGCCCAUGAAUUUUUUACCUGGGCAAUCGGUGGCGAUCACCAGGUCUACAUUUUUGUGCCAACCAGAGAUAUUCCAAUACGAUGCCGAGUAGUUACUUAUGAAAAUGAGAGAUGGAAUCCACUAAAUGGUUUUAGUACAAAACUUUUGCCCACUGAUCGACCACAUUGGAGUAGUGCAGAUGGGUUAGUUUCAUUACCACAAGAAGGUUUCCAUCUGCCUUCAAAAAGCUGGGACUGGGAAGAAGACUGGUACAUUGAAGAUAAUCUUGAUGGCCAACCUUUAGAGCCUGAGGGUUGGAUGUAUGCUACUGAUUUUCCUACCAAAUAUGGACCCAACAAAACAUGGAAUUCUCUAGUGCGAAGACGUAAGUGGAUUCGUUAUCGUCGAUUUUGUGCUACUAACAAAUGGUCAUUGAUUCCAAGCAUUCAUGAAGAUCCUAUAAUGGAACCUUUUAUUGACAUAGCAGUAGGAGGAACAGAUGUCCCAGGAGGAGAAACAAAUUGUUUUGCAGUUUGGGCUAUUACAAUUCAAGGGAGGAUAUUGUUCCGUUACGGUGUCACUGAAACUUCUCCUGAAGGCAAUGGUUGGGUUCCUAUCAAAACACCUGAGCAGAGUGAAUUAAGUCAAGUAUCUGUUGGACCAACAGGUCUGACAUGGGCAGUAUCAUAUAAUGGGCAUGCAGUAGUACGCACUGGCGUUUCUAGAGAAAAUAUUAUGGGUAAUGAUUGGGUUAUUGUUGAUCCUCCUGAUGAAGCUGAUCCUUUGGUUCAAGUCAGUGUUGGAAAAAAUGUUGUGUGGGCAUUGAGCAAAACCAAUGCGGUUUGGUUUCGGAAAGGUAUAGACGGCCUUCAUUCUGGUGAAAACCCUCAAGCUGCAACUGGUACGGGAUGGACUAAAAUGUAUGGAAACUUAAUAAACAUCAGUGUGGGAAUUGAUGAUCAAAUCUUUGGAGUUACACCUGAUGUUUUUGAUUUGGUCAUCAGAACUGGUAUAAAUAUGUCAGAAUUGUUUGGACGAACUUGGAAAGUGAUUCAGUCCCCUAUUGAAAAAAUAAAUCAUUCUCCCAGCUCUUCUAGUCUUGAUUCUAUGUCUGUUAGUUCUCACAGAGACUCUGUUUUUACAUCAGAUUCGAUAUCGCUAAGUUCUAGAAAAAUUAGUACCAUAAGCGCAAUUUCAGACACUCAGUCAAGGAAAGACUCUGAAGUGUCAAAAAAUAUUGACAUGAGAGCGUUCCACGAAGAAGUUUCAGGAGGUGACUCUUUUAACACCGGUGAUAUCAAUUGCAAUCGAUCCGCUACCCGUGAUAGACUUCUCAGUGUAACUAAUAGAACAGGUUCUUAUUCAAGCUUAGAUAGUGAUUCAUUGUGUGCUGAGCGAACAUUGAUGUGCCCGAUUGAAAGUGUUGUAGACCAUUCUAGUGCUAAUGUGCUUUGGAUGUGGAUUAGUGCGAGUGGAUGUGCUGUUUAUUCAGAAUCUCUACCAAAUUGGUUUUCUGAAGGCAGUACAGUAAGCAAAAGUGCUGUAGAUGAACCUUGGUAUACUGAGGUUAUAUCGCUGCUCAAAGAACGCUAUAAACGUGAAGUAAUGGAGUUUUCUUCAUAUCCUAAAGCUAUAGAAAGGAGCACAUGGGUGAAGACUGCUGCUUGCCGGUUCUUUAAAAAUGCUUGGGUAAACUGUGUUCUUGAACUUACACAACAUGGAGAUUCUAAUCACAAAAGUAUUCUAACUUGUCACUAUAAAAAAGAACAGGUAUCAGUUGCAGUCAAUCACAUUACUUGUGUUGUGAGUCUUCCUGAUUGGAAUAGAAAUAUACUUGUCAUCCAUACUGCAAGGAAAACCACUAAAGGCAGUCCGUACAAAUUUGCUUUUACGUCCAAUGAUGACUUAGAAGAUUGGCUGUCUACAUUAAACUCGGCAUGCCGUAGUGUAAACAAUCUCCCAUGGAUUCCAGAUUUCACAUCAGACUGGUCUCUUAGUGUCAAUGGUGAUGUUUAUGUUCAUAGUUCAAGUUGCCUACCUGAAAAUGAUCCACCAGUAAACAUGAAGUGGUGCCUCCUUGGUGGUGGUCAUUUACGAAUGUUGUCAACUUGUCCUGCGGGGAUUGCUUGGGGACUGGGAUAUAACUGUACAGCUUGGGUUUACACAAAAGGUUAUGGAGGAGGUCCUUAUAGGGGCAUGCCAGGUGCAAAUGCUAGCACAGGUCCAAUGUCAGAUAUCAGAUGUUUGUAUAUCUAUGAAAACCAAAGAUGGAAUCCAUUAUCAGGUUUCACUGCAAAAGGCCUUCCUACUGAUCGUUAUAUGUGGAGUGAUGAGACAGGAAGAAUUGAAUGCACCAAAGACAAUACACAUUUGCCAUCUGGUCAUUGGCAGUGGAUUUCUGACUGGUGUGUUGAUUAUAAAACGCCUGGUGGUGUUGAUAAUGAAGGCUGGCAAUACGCUACAGACUUUCCUAGAAGUUACCAUGGGUAUAAACGUUUUACAGAUUAUGUAAGACGAAGAAGAUGGUAUCGGAAAUGUAAACUUAGUACAACAGGUCCCUGGAGAAAAUUAGGUAACACACCACUUUUGGAUGUAUCAUUUCAAGUUGAUUCAAAUUCUGAUACUGAUCCUGUUGCUGUUUGGGCUGUUGCUGUUAAUGGUGAUGUCCUAUUUAGAGUUGGUGUUUCACAAAAUUCUCUCUCAGGUACAAAUUGGGUUCAUGUUGCGUCAGAAAAACCAUUUCGCUCAAUAUCUGUUGGUGGUGAAGGGGCAGUUUGGGGUAUUGCUAUUGAUGGAUCUGCACAGUUACGACAUGGAGUUUCUGCUUCAUCACCUACUGGGCAGUAUUGGUGUCACAUAGAGCCACCUCAAGUUGGUUGUCCUCUUCUCCAAAUCUCAGCUGGUAAAGAGAAAGUAUUGGCUGUCGAUGAAAGUAAUAGGUUGUGGUCACGUCAAGAAAUAGUUCCUGUUUAUAAAGAAGGCACCCACUGGAAAUUGGUGUCUGAAGAUGUAAAACAAGUCUCUGUUGGACCUAUGGAUCAAAUAUGGUGUAUAAAAAGUAGUUUCCUGACACCUGCAGGAAUGAUAUCUGGCGUAGUUUGCAGAAGAAAGGGUAUUACAGACGAUAAUCCAUGUGGUUCAGAAUGGGAACAAGGGAUAGGGGGCUCCUGGACGUUUAUUACUGUCCGUGGAAGCUUGUGUAGAGAAAAUUAAAAUUUCUCACUCUAGAAUUUUUAUUAAAAUUAUUUGUUAAUUUUACGUUUUAUGAAAA